AUGCCCAGCAGCACAGGAUCGCAUUUCAGACCAGCCUCCACAUGGACGCCCUCACCCAACAGAAACCCAGUACUGCAGACCUUCAUCAAACUGGUACUCAGGGACGCGCUGCCUGCACCAAUCCAAAAGCCCCCCCCCCGUUUCCACAAUUUUCCGACCGAACAGCGACUAGCGCUGGAGCCACUGACCAUCAACGAAGAUUUAGUCAUUGAACCUUGCGACAAGGGAGGAGGAAUAGCAAUCAUGAAUCGCGUAGACUACAUCGCAGAAUGCAUGAGACAGCUCAACAAUACUACCCACUAUUCUCCACAAACCAUAGACCUCACCCCUAGACACAGAAUAGAGAUAGACAAACUCCUCCUCAAAGGCCUACACACAGGAGAAAUCAACAAUAAAGAAUACUCGGUGCUCACGCCAAAAGAUACCCGAACGCCAAACUUCUAUAUCAUGCCCAAAGUGCACAAGCAAGGCAACCCGGGUAGACCCAUCCUAUCCGCAAACAGUAGCCCAACCGAAAUGAUCUCCGCCUUCGUGGACCACCACAAUAAUACCUUGGUACGCAACAUACUCUCGUACAUUAGGGACACGGUAGAUUUCUUCUCCUUCAUCAGUAACUUCCCACCACUACCCCCCGAAGCGCUUCUCUGUACACUGGAUGUUAGCUCACUCUACACUAACAUCUCCCCCGACGAAGGAAUACAAGCUCUGCGCCAAGCCCUUGACACACGACCGGCACCGCAGAAACCUUCCACAAACUUCCUAGCAGACAUAGCAGAACUGAUUCUGACCAAAAACAACUUUCAGUUCAACAACCACCACUACUUACAAAUACAAGGUACACCAAUGGGCUCGAAGAUGGCACCGUCUUAUGCCAACCUCUUCAUGGACAAUCUAGAACGCAAGUUUCUAUCCUCCACAACACACCAACCGCUCACCUGGAAGAGGUAUAUCGACGAUAUCUUCGUUAUCUGGACCCAUGGCACCGACGCCUGGGACUCAUUCGUCACAAACCUUAAUGGCUUCCAUCCCACCAUCAAAUUCACGGAAUCUCACAGAUCGUUAUGUCUCCCCUUCCUAGACGUACGGGUAACCAUCGACAAGGGGUCCUUGCACACAGACGUAUACUGUAAACCCACAGACUGCCACCCGUACCUCAGGACAGAUUCAGCCCACCCUAAGGCACUCAUAGACAACAUCCCCUACGGGCAAUUCUUCCGCCUAAAAAGGAUCUGCUCAAACAAAGUGCGCUUCGACACGUGCUGCCAGGAGUUUAAGCACCUGUUCCUGAAACGGGGCUACAAGGCAGACCUGCUAGAUAAGUCUAUACAAAAAGCGUCACAAUGCUCACGAGAAUCACUGCUAAAACCCAAACCAAAAGCAGUGAACACAAACCUAAGAAUUUCCUUUAUCAUGGAAUACAACCCCAGUAACCCACAGAUCAAACAGAUCAUCCAAAAACACUGGCACGUUCUAUCAGCCUUACCGGCCCUGAACCAUAUUCUCGACCAUCCGCCUAUCUUCGCCCUAAGCAGAGGCGAAGUUAGCGAAGUCCUGCGAGCGAAACGACAGCCGAACAUGCCCCUGCUCUGUAUUUCGUUGAUCUGGGCAGCAAAGCCGCAAUGA
Priapulus caudatus is the source of this 1623-nucleotide messenger RNA. RefSeq lists its product as uncharacterized. The coding region runs from base 1 to 1623 and encodes 540 amino acids. The transcript has 2 exons. NCBI's taxonomy places the organism in Eukaryota, Metazoa, Priapulida, Priapulimorpha, Priapulimorphida, Priapulidae. The record is from RefSeq and is a predicted model, not a curated record.